Amaranthus tricolor (Joseph's coat) is the source of this 1253-nucleotide messenger RNA. Its product is annotated as fasciclin-like arabinogalactan protein 7. The record is from RefSeq and is a predicted model, not a curated record. Lineage: Eukaryota; Viridiplantae; Streptophyta; Magnoliopsida; Caryophyllales; Amaranthaceae. The transcript is spliced from 2 exons. The coding region runs from base 337 to 1098 and encodes 253 amino acids.
CGAUAACUAGCAAAUCAGCCAAUAUUUUUAUCUAAUCAAACCAUCCAAUAGCUCCAACUAACCGUCAUGUCUUUUAUUUGUGAAAAUUCAUGUAUUUGAGCACCAACCAAAUCUUUUUUUAUCUCUAAAUCCCAGCUCAACAGCUGCUUUUGUAAGCUUUUACCUGCCAAUAACGCUAACCCUUUAAAUACACUUACAUUUUAGCCUUCUCUACCAGUUGUCACUCCCACAUUUCUUUUCUUUUAGUUCUCUGUAUUCCUCUUUUCAGGAAUUUGGAGAGAAUUUUUGGAAAUUUUAUAAAAUCAAAAUAGUAAUUUGCAAUUACCCAAUAUAGAAAUGGAGAAAGCCAUGAUUCUUGUGUUUACCACAACUUUGUUAGUGUUAAGUACUUCUAAGGUAAAUGGUCAAAAAAAGGGUGUUCCAACCCCAUCACCAGCCCCAGCCCCUGCACCAGGACCAACCUAUGUAAACUUGACUGAACUCCUAAAUGUAGCUGGCCCAUUUCAUACUUUCUUAAACUACCUUGAAUCAACCAAAGUUAUUGAUACUUUACAAAACCAAGCAAACAAUACUGAUGAAGGUUUAACCCUUUUCGUACCCAAAGAUAGCGCCUUUUCGUCUCUUAAGAAACCGUCUUUGUCGAACCUAACCCAAGACCAACUUAAACAGUUGUGCCUAUUCCAUGCUUUGCCUCACUACUACUCACUUGCGGACUUUCGAAACCUUAGUGGAAUCGGGGGUGUCAACACCUUCGCUGGGGGCGAUUACUCGUUGAACUUUACUGAUGUGUCGGGUACUAUCCAUAUGACCUCAGGGUGGAGUGUCACUAAGAUUAGUAGCAGUGUUUGGUCUACUGAACCUGUUGCUAUUUACCAGGUUGAUAAGGUUCUCCUUCCUGAGGCGAUCUUUGGUACCGACAUUCCUCCUAUGCCGGCUCCUGCCCCGGCUCCUGAUGUCGCCCCGACUGCUGAUGCUCCUGCAGAUGCGCCAAAGGAUGCAGACACGCCCACUACCUCGCCAUUAAACUCAUCUAACUCGUGUCGAGCUAUGGCUAGUUUGGCUCUGGCAUUAGCUGGAGGACUUGUUUUGUUCUUGUAAGAAGGGAUUUUGUUGGUGAUGUAACUUAUAUGAAAUGGGUUUUUUUUUUUCCUAAUAGUUCCUUUGAUUGUUUUAUGAUUCUUUUGUUAAGGCAUUUUGUUCACAAGAUAUUAUACAUUGAAAAACAUUGUAUGUGAAUGUGAGAUUGAUUCUUA